UUUGUUUAUAUGUUAAAAACAGAUUUGCUCAGUAAGUUAGGAAAGAUGUAUUUUCCAAACAGUUUUAAUUUUAUGCCAUACCAUAUAUUUUUAGUUCUAUUAAGUAAAAAUGGCAAACGUUGAACCACUAGUUAGUGCUGAAUGGCUUAACGAAGAAAUGAAGAAAAGUGACUGGAAGGAUAAGUACAUACUAUUAGAUGCAACAUGGGAUUUGCCAAUGUCAAAGCGAGAUUUUAUAACAGAGCACAAAACAUGCCGCAUUCCUAGUGCAAGAUACUUCUCUCUACAAGAAUGUCGAAACAAAGAAGUCUCACUGCCCAACACAAUGCCUUCUCCUGUUCAAUUUGAAAAUUAUGUUUCCAGUUUUAAUGUUUCCUCAGAUCACCAUGUCAUUUUGUAUGAUAACAGUGAACGUUUUGGUCUGUUUUCAGCACCAAGAGUUUGGUGGUUAUUUCAAUUAUUUGGACACACCAAAAUUUCGAUUUUGGAUGGUGGUUUGCCAAGAUGGAAGAUAUUAGGAUACUCAACAGCUAGUGGGAAUUACUCUGAAGAAGAAAACGUUCCAGCAGCAAAGUCGACUUUUAAAGCAAAUUUUCAACCCCAACUUGUAAAAGACCUUGCAUUUAUGAAAGAAAAUAUUAAAAAAGACUCCCCAACUCAAGUAAUGGAUGCAAGACCAAAUGGCCGAUUUAUUGGUGUAGCACCUGAACCUAAUCCGAAAAUACCAAGUGGUCACAUGCCAAAAGCUGUCAAUUUGCCAUUCUUCGAUUGUUUUGAUCGUGAGAAUAAUGUUAUGCUGUCACCUGAGGCUAUUGAGAAGUAUGUAAAAAGUUGUGGUGUGCAGCUUGAUAAAGAUGUGGUUGCAACUUGUGGAGGUGGGGUUACAGCCUGUGUUUUGAGCUUUGCUAGUUUUCGUGUUACGGGAAAAGUUGUGCCUGUGUUUGAUGGCUCUUGGUUUGAAUGGCAAUUGAAUACCCCAAAUGAAUUGCAAAUUCGAGAAGAAAAGAAGGAAUGAUUUUUUUGAUAGCCAAUGAAAUAAAACAUGUGAUGUUAUAAUUAUUCAUUUUAAUUUAUUUUUGUUAUUGUUGUUGUUAUUUUUUGGAAUGCUGGUAGUUGUGUGAGGUCAUUAAAUGUAUAACGUUCAGAUCAAUUAAAUUUCAUGAAAAAUCUUUUGAAGUGUAGUCAAUCAUAUUUUAAGUAAAAAGAAAAAAAUUUCUUCAAAUAAUUCUUCAUUUAAAGAGUAAAUUUUUAUAGCCAGUAAACAUAGACUAUUAAUUUCCAGUGACUUUUUUUAACUACCGUAAUUAACCUAAUUUAAUGCGCCCAAAAAAAUAAGUUCAGACGAACAUUAUUUAGAAUAGAAGCUAAUGAUAGUGGCUGCAACUUGUUAAUCAUCCAUAAGUUUUUUUUCGGUCAAAUACACUACUCAUAUUUUUUUCUGAAAGAAUUCAUUAUUUACAUUUAAGGAUCACUAUAAAGUGCAUACUAAAUUUGGUACGUUGAAAAUUAUCUCUGAAUAGGAGGAUAAGCGUUUAAUUAUUAGAGUAAUACAGUACUUUCAUUCAGGUGCACACGAAGUUUUGGGGCGGACUAAAUUAGGAUAAUGACAGUAUUCACGGGUGCUCAAUACAAUGGGAAAGGGACAAAAUUUUUGGAGCACUGGGGUCAAGUCAUAACCUCUCCCUUCCACAAGCACCUAAGGACUUUACGUGAACUAGUUAUUCCUUUGCACUGAUGUAAUAUUUAAUUUUUUGUAUUUUAAUAUUUAAUUUAGAAUAAAAAUUUGCAUUGAAAAGCA
Molecule: messenger RNA, 1798 nt
Organism: Hydractinia symbiolongicarpus
Lineage: Eukaryota; Metazoa; Cnidaria; Hydrozoa; Anthoathecata; Hydractiniidae
Exons: 2
Coding region: 110-1015 (301 amino acids)
Biological process (GO): transsulfuration
Cellular component (GO): mitochondrion
Molecular function (GO): thiosulfate-cyanide sulfurtransferase activity
Source: RefSeq, a predicted model, not a curated record